Messenger RNA from Cheilinus undulatus (humphead wrasse), 4245 nucleotides. RefSeq names its product collagen, type XXVIII, alpha 2a (gene col28a2a). The record is from RefSeq and is a predicted model, not a curated record. The coding region runs from base 12 to 3701 and encodes 1229 amino acids. The transcript is spliced from 35 exons. NCBI's taxonomy places the organism in Eukaryota, Metazoa, Chordata, Actinopteri, Labriformes, Labridae. Gene Ontology annotation, molecular function: serine-type endopeptidase inhibitor activity.
CUGGGGCAAAGAUGUUCCCCUCCUUUGCAUCAGUGCUGUUGCUUGCAGCACUGUGCAGUGUGUGGGCCCAGGACUUUUAUGAGGAAAGGAAAUCUAACAAGAAAUCCAAGAACAAACCUCUGGCUGCAAAUAUCCAUGAUGGACAAGCCAUUCUAGAUGAGGACUGCAGUUUGGAGCUCUCAUUCCUGUUGGAUAGCUCUGAGAGCGCCAAAGACAAUCAUGAACAGGAGAAACAGUUUGCGAUGAACGUAGUGGACAGGCUCCAAGGGGUACGGCUGCAGACCGGCCGCAGCAUGAGCCUGAGGGUUGCUCUCCUGCAGUACAGCAGCCAUGUCAUCACAGAGCAAACCUUCAGGGACUGGAGGGGCGCCGAAAACUUCAAAACUCGCAUCGCUCCCAUCAUCUACAUCGGCCACGGCACUUACACCACCUACGCCAUCACCAACAUGACCAAGAUCUACCUGGAAGAAUCCAGUCACAGCAGCAUCAAAGUCGCUGUCCUGCUCACAGACGGCAUUUCCCACCCGAGGAAUCCUGAUAUUUUCUCUGCUGUUGCUGACGCAAAAAACCAGGGCAUCAAAUUCUUCACUUUGGGCAUCACCCGUGCAGCCAACGAGCCAGCAAACGUUGCCCAACUCCGGCUUCUAGCCAGCUCCCCAGCCUCCCAGUUCCUCCAUAAUUUACAAGAUGAAGACAUUGUUGGGAAAAUCGUCACUAAGAUUAUUGGCCUGGCUGAUGAAGGAUGCCCUCUGGCUCAGCGAUGCGCCUGUGAGAAAGGAGAGAGGGGGCCAAGUGGGCCUGCGGGGAAGAAAGGUCGGCCUGGAGAUGAUGGAGUCCCGGGGCUUAAAGGGCAAAAGGGUGAAGCAGGAUUAAGUGGCCUACCUGGGAGAGAGGGCGCUGAGGGAAAACCGGGAUACAAAGGAGAGCGGGGUGAGAGGGGCGAGUGCGGCACUCCAGGAAUCAAAGGAGACAGGGGUCCUGAGGGUCCAGUUGGUGCAAGAGGGCUCAGAGGUCUGCAGGGAUUACCGGGACCACAUGGAGACGUCGGUCCUGAGGGCCUUCCGGGAAAGCAGGGUGAGCGUGGUCAACCUGGUCCUCCAGGAAUUCAAGGGGAAACUGGUAUAGGCCUCCCUGGACCAAAGGGUGACAUGGGAUUACAGGGCCGACCAGGUCCACCUGGUCCUCCGGGAGUGGGUGAGCCUGGACUUCCUGGGCCUCAAGGACCACAGGGUGUUCAAGGGGAAAAAGGACCCCAUGGUGAGGGAUUUCCAGGACCAAAGGGUGAUCGGGGGCUUCCUGGACCAAGGGGGCCGAGGGGACAGCAGGGGGUAGGAACCAAAGGAGAAAGGGGUGACCUGGGGCCUUCAGGUCCUCCAGGGCCGGCUGGACCCACAGGAGUGGGCAUACAAGGAGAGAAGGGAGUUGAAGGUCCAAGGGGUCCUCCAGGAGUCAGAGGACUUCCAGGAGAGGGUUUACCUGGACCUAAGGGAGAUCAAGGUUUACCAGGAGAGCAGGGAGCUACAGGAGAUAGAGGCAUUGGCGAGCCAGGUCCUAAGGGAGAGCCUGGAGCAGCUGGUUUGGGUGGUUUGCCUGGUCUUCCAGGUGAGGAUGGAGCUCCAGGUCAGAAGGGGGAGCCUGGUUUGCCUGGUUUAAGAGGGUCUGAAGGGCCACAAGGAAUUGGCACCCAAGGAGAAAAAGGGGACCAGGGUCUGAGGGGCAUCCGUGGGUUACAUGGACCUCCUGGGAUUUCAGGACCUGCAGGACCAAAGGGUGAACGUGGGAUACCAGGCCAGCAGGGCAUGCCAGGGCAGCCAGGACGCUCCAUAGCAGGUCCAAAGGGUGACAACGGCCCCGCUGGUCCACCUGGUCCUGUUGGGGAAACAGGCCAUGGAUUACCUGGUCCAAAGGGGGAGCGUGGACAUCCAGGUUUACCAGGUCCAACUGGCUCAAAAGGCGAAGGCCACCCUGGCCCUUUGGGUCCUCCAGGAUUGCCAGGAUUACCAGGUGAGCCAGGUCCAGAGGGAAUAGGAAUCCCUGGUCCAAAGGGUGACAUUGGCUUCAGAGGACUGCCAGGUUUGCCGGGCCCACCAGGAGAGGGCAUACAAGGACCACCAGGUAAUGUUGGAAGGCAAGGACCUCCUGGUCCAACUGGACCUGCAGGUGAAGGUAUUCAAGGCCCAAAGGGUGAGCCAGGACCUCAAGGUAUGACAGGACCAAGAGGGCCUCAAGGGGACGGACUUCCUGGAGCUAAGGGGGAUCGUGGGUUCCAGGGUGAGAGGGGAAUAAAAGGUGCUAAAGGAGACCUGGGAGAUCCUGGAGUCCCUGGUGAAGCUGGGAGGCCAGGCGCUAAAGGAGAAGCCGGCCUUACUAGAGAAGACAUUAUUAAGCUGAUCAAAGAAAUCUGUGGCUGUGGAGUUAAAUGCAAAGAAAGGCCGAUGGAACUUGUGUUCGUCAUCGACAGUUCAGAGAGCGUCGGCCCUGAAAACUUUGAAAUCAUCAAGGACUUCGUCAUCAGACUGGUGGACCGGACCACAGUUGGACGCAACGCCACCAGAAUCGGCCUGGUCCUCUACAGUCUGGAUGUCCACUUGGAAUUUAAUUUGGUACGCUACAUGAGCAAACAAGACGUCAAGCAGGCUAUCAGGAAAAUGCCUUAUAUGGGCGAGGGCACCUACACUGGCACCGCCAUCAGAAAAGCAACCCAGGAGGCUUUCUUCAGUGCUCGGUCUGGUGUCAGGAAAGUAGCUAUCGUCAUCACCGACGGUCAAACUGACAAACGGGAGCCUGUGAAACUGGACAUAGCUGUGAGGGAGGCUCAUGCUGCUAACAUUGAGAUGUAUGCACUGGGGAUUGUCAAUUCUUCUGAUCCAACACAGGCAGAGUUCCUGCGAGAGCUCAACCUUAUUGCCUCUGACCCUGACAGUGAGCACAUGUACCUCAUUGAUGACUUCAACACUCUACCAGCACUGGAGUCUAAACUGGUCAGCCAGUUCUGUGAAGAUGAAAAUGGAGCCCUUAUUUACAAUCGUAUUACAAAUGGACACUGGAAUGGCAACAAUGGGCACAGCUAUGGUGUAAAUGGAAACGGUGCGAAUGGAGAAGUGACCACUGAAUAUAAUAUCUAUGGGAAUAAUGGUUACGGAAACACAGACGGCUACAAUUAUGAAGAGGAAAAUCAAAAUCAGAGACGCACCAUCAGUCGAGGACGUGGAGACACUUUCACACUGCCCAUAAGUGCUGAUCCUCUCCCUGUUCAGGUGGUGGAGGAAGAUGAGGGUGAAGAUUUAGACCUGAGAGCUCAUUCACGGGGCAGUAACACAGUAGCUGUAGUCAACAAAACAACUUUCAUAUCUGUUGGAGAAAGCACUACCCUCAAUGAGGCAGUCGUGUCAUCUUCAUCAUCCUCUGCCUCAUCCGAAUCCUCUUCAUCAUCUCUGGGCUCAGUUUCAUCUUUGAACUCUAAUCAGUUGCAGUCCUCAGUGAGUCUGGUGGUGCCUGAAGAGGCCCCUGUUCUUGAUCCUCGCUGUCUCCUCACCUUGAGCCAAGGCACCUGCAGGAGCUACACCAUCCGCUGGUACUACGACAAACAGGCCAAUGCCUGUGCCCAGUUUUGGUAUGGAGGCUGUGGUGGAAAUGACAACAAUUAUGAAACAGAAGAUGAAUGCAAGAAGACCUGUGUUCUGUUCAGAACAUCAGGAUAAAUGGAGAAGAAGUCAUCCUCACUGGAAUAAAUUCCACACACGAGUUAUUUCAAAGUGAUCAAUUUUUUCUCACCUGUGCUCAGAAAAUUCGUGCACUUUUCUAACACCUCUGUCCUCAAUCAAAAAUGUCAUUCUGGUUGAAUGGAACAAAAGUCAUAACCAUCCUAAUCAACUCUAUUGAACACACUCCUCCAACCCAAUGAGUGACUGACUUACUAAGCUACUCAUAAAGAUAUAAACUUUAUUACCUCAAAUAAAUUUUAUGGUGCUUGAUAAGUGAGGAUAACUCAUUUUCAGAGUUCGGAAAAUUUAAAAACAUUCUGUUUCUUAUUCUUAUACCUCAGUGAGCCAUCUCUUUACAUGUACUAAAUAUAUCUCUAUCAAUACAGGGAUGCUACGAUGUUUUAAAUGCAGAAAUAUGCAGGGGGGGGUUGUGUGCUCUGAAUGUUGUCAGAAGAAUGUGUUUAUAUGGGUUUUACUGGCAGCUGCGAUAGAUAGUCAUUUAUGUCUGUGUUAUCCUUUAACGGCCUGUCUGUUUGGACAG